This is a messenger RNA of Saccostrea cuccullata (small rock oyster), 1185 nucleotides long. RefSeq lists its product as uncharacterized. Bases 133 to 660 code for a protein of 175 amino acids. The record is from RefSeq and is a predicted model, not a curated record. NCBI's taxonomy places the organism in Eukaryota, Metazoa, Mollusca, Bivalvia, Ostreida, Ostreidae. The transcript has 4 exons.
GGUACCAUAUUAACAUCCGUAUUUUAAUCAAUAGUGCACUUUGCUGAUGUGUGACAUCUUUCUACGACUGGGUCCAAACACAACACAUUUGUUACAAUUAUGUGAUCUCAGAAAGGAACUUAAUUUCUAGCAAUGGAAAUUAUGGUUUUUCUUUUGUUGACACUGGUUUUCUUCUUAACUGAAGUUGUACAUUAUGCUGAAGGAUACGAGUGCCCGAGAAUCACCUACAGACAGAAUAGGUUCGGAAUAAUUUACAAAUUACGAACUUACGUCCAUUGUGAACACGGCUGUUGUGGACAACAUGGAGACUUCUGUUGUACACCUCCGAUCACUACAACAGAAAAACCAAUCUACAAUGAUAAUGCCAGUUUGUACCUUGGAGUCGUGUCUGGUACUGUGGUAGCCAUUGUGUGUAUCAUCUCCGUCACUUGCUGCUGUAUUAGUAAAUACAAUAAGAAGAAUGUCACUGUUGGAGUAGACCCUCGGUGGUCAGAUGGAUCUCGAGCCCGAAUUUUGACAGUUCAGGAUAUUGAGGACAGAGUGAUGUCCCCUCCACCUGCGUAUGAACACACCGUCUCUCCAGCUGCCACGCCCACUGCACCACGUGACACUUCUGUCAGAUAUACCAGGACUAGUGGAAAGUUGUUCACUUCCACAUAAAAAUCGACUUUACCCCUUUUUGGAGAGUUUUUGAUAAACGUAGUAGCUUACUUAAGAUAUGGGGAUAAGAGAUACACUCUGUAUUAAAGUUUUAUUUCUACGUUAAAUCUUUUUAGUGCAUGCUUGUACAUUUGUUUAAAAGCUUAUUUAAUUUCAUUUAAAAAUUGUUUUGUUUUGAUAUGCUUGAUCAUAAACAUGUACGGCAAUUUAAAGUUAAUUGUUAGUUAUAAAUUUUCUUUGCACUUCGUUACAUAUAUGUACGUCCAAAGUUGGCUCUUUUAUUAAGACGCAUAAUUUUUCUAAAAUUCAUCACAGAAGUUGUGUUUUUUUAUUCAUUUUUCUCCCAUUUCUAUGUACUUAAGUUUCAAUGUACUUUAUCAGGAUGCAUUGCAGGUUAGAAAAUACGUUCGCAUGUAAAGUGCAAGAUUUAAAUGCAAUGUUAGUAACAAUAAUUUAUGUAAAGCGCUUAUUUUUAAAUAUUUCUGAGAUCUUUUUUACACACGUUUGCCAUUAAACAUAUAUGUA